AAGCCAGGUUUCUUCCGGGCGUCGUGGGAGGCGUUUCCACGUUGUGUUUCUUGUCCCGGGUCUGUGGAGAUCGAGUCCUGGUCCCCGUGUUCCUGCGCCUCGGGGUGUGCGGAGACCCACGAGGACGCCAGAUGCCCGGGCAGCGGGAAAUGGGGUCCCUGUCAUUUGAGGACGUGUCUGUGGACUUCACCUGGCAGGAGUGGCAGAGGCUGGAUGCUGCCCAGAGGACCCUCUACAGGGAUGUGAUGCUGGAGAACUACAGCAGCCUGCUGUUCUUGGGACACUGCAUGACCAAACCUGAGUUGAUCUUUAAAUUGGAGCAUGGAUUUGGGCCAUGGAGUGUAACAGAAGCCUCAGUUUGGAGCCCUCCAGUGGAUACCAUCCAGAAAAAGCAGAAGAAGCAGCAGAAGCAAGGUGGAAUCACCAAUAGCAAAACAUUAAGUGAAGAAAUGGUUGAAACUGAACUAAAAGUACAUAAGAAAAUCUACCAAGGGACCAAAUACUAUGAAGGUAAAGCAUGUAUGAGGUUGUGUUACCAGGAUUCACAGCAUAAAAGGAAUAUGAUGUCUCAUACAUGUGAAAGAUCUUAUUACAAAUGUACUCACAAUAAAUGCCCAGUGGAGAAUAAGGAAUAUGAGUGUGAAGAAUGCAGGAAAAUAUUCUUGAAAUCGUACCACAUUGUUCCUAAAACAGCUCACACAAAAUUGAAACCCUAUACAUGCACAGAAUGUGGGAAGGCUUUCCCAAAGAAGGUGACCCUCAUUCGUCAUCAGAGAUUUCAUACAGGUGAGAAGCCCUAUGAAUGUACAGAAUGUGAGAAACGUUUCUAUGACAAGUCAGAUCUCAUUAAUCAUCAGAGAAUUCAUACAGGUGAGAAACCCUAUGAAUGUUCAGAAUGCAGGAAAGCUUUCACUCACAAGUCAUACCUCACUCAACAUCAGAGAACUCACACAAGAGAGAAGCCCUAUAGGUGCACAGAAUGUGGGAAGGGUUUCACAAAGAAGGUGACCCUCAUUCGGCAUCAGAGAUUUCAUACAAGUGAAAAGCCCUUUCAAUGUACAAAUUGUGAGCAGUGUUUCUAUGACAAGUCAGAGCUCACUGUUCAUAAGAGAACUCACACAAGAGAAAAGCCCUAUGCGUGCUUGGAAUGUGGGAAGGAUUUCACACAGAAAGUGGCCCUCAUUCGUCACCAGAGAUUUCAUACAGGUGAGAAGCCCUAUGAAUGUACAGAAUGUGAGAAACGUUUCUAUGACAAGUCAGAUCUUGCUAAUCAUCAGAAAAUCCACACAGGUGAGAAGCCAUAUGUAUGUACAGAAUGUGGGAAAGCUUUCACUUACAAGUCAUACCUCACUCAACAUCAGAGAACACAUACAGGAGAGAAGCCCUAUGAAUGUACACAAUGUGAGAAACGUUUCUUAGUGAAGUCAAAUCUCACAAAACAUCAGAGAACUCAUACAGGAGAGAAGCCCUAUAAAUGUACACAGUGUGGGAAAGCUUUCAGUACCAAGUGUCACCAUAUUCGCCAUCAGAGAAUACAUAUAGGUGAGAGGCCCUACGCCUGUACUGAAUGUGGAAAAACCUUCACCAUGAAAGAUUACCUUAUUUGUCAUCAGGGAACCCAUUUGGGAAAGAAGCCCUAUGUAUGUACAGAAUGUGGGAAAGCUUUCACUCGGAAGGCAAACCUCACUUGUCAUCAGAGAAGCCAUACAGGUCAUAAGCCAUAUGAAUGUACAGAAUGUGGGAAACCUUUCUACUUGAAGUCAGAACUCACUAAACAUGAAAGGAGUCAUAGCAGUGAGAAGCCCUUUGAGUGUACAGAUUGUGGUAAAGGAUUCACUACAAGAAGAUACCUCAUUCAUCAUCAGAGAACACAUACUGGUGAGAAGCCUUAUGAAUGUGCAGAAUGUGGGAAAGUUUUCACUACAAAGUGGUGCCUCAUUCGCCAUCAGAGAAAACAUACCAGUGAGAAGCCCUGUGCCUAUAUGUAAUGAAAAACAUUUUGUUGGGAGGUGAUCCUUACUCGUCAUCAGAGAAUUCAUAUAGGUAAGAAGCCCGAUGAAUGUACAGAAUUUGGGAAACUUUCCUAUGACCACACAGAUCUCAGUGACUAUCAAGAGACCCAUAGUGAUAUGAAGUCCUGUGAAUAUAAAGAUUGUGGGAAGGGCUUCACUAUCAAGGGGCCCCUUUGUUCAUCAUCAGAAACUCAUGGGUGUGAAGUCCUAUGCAUAUACAGAAUGUAAGCAGCUUUUUACUCUGAAGUAACCUUCAUUGUUAUGAGAGAACUCAUAGAGGUGUGAAGGCCUAUUAAUAUACAGAAUAUGGGAAAGCUUUCACCAUCACAGAACUUACGUGGGUGAGAAGCCCUAUGAAUACACACAAUAUGAGAAACCUUUCACUUACAAGGAGUGCCUCACUGUUCAUAAAAGAAAUCCAUAUAUUUUUGAAAAUAUGGAUGUGCAGAAUGUUUGAAUGCUUUGACAGGGUCUAUAUGGCUGUCAUCUGUCUAUUGAAAAUUUAUGUCUAUAUACACAUUACCAACAGUGGAGAAACUGCAGUAAAUUUAUCAUGUCCCAUUUGAUAAAACUUUCAUUGUGCUCAGGAUAAUAAAUUUUAUAAUUAGGUA
Messenger RNA from Jaculus jaculus (lesser Egyptian jerboa), 2623 nucleotides. Its product is annotated as zinc finger protein 260-like. Lineage: Eukaryota; Metazoa; Chordata; Mammalia; Rodentia; Dipodidae. The record is from RefSeq and is a predicted model, not a curated record. Gene Ontology annotation, cellular component: nucleus. Bases 132 to 1988 code for a protein of 618 amino acids. Gene Ontology annotation, molecular function: DNA-binding transcription factor activity, RNA polymerase II-specific; RNA polymerase II cis-regulatory region sequence-specific DNA binding. Gene Ontology annotation, biological process: regulation of transcription by RNA polymerase II; central nervous system development. The transcript has 5 exons.